CUCCUCAGUUUUGUAACCGCUACGCAGAGGAACGCACGUACGCGGCUGUAUGUGUAGUUCCGUGGACGCAAUAAUUUUCGAAAAAAAAAACUUUUUGGCGCGAGUGUAAAAUUAAAAAGUUAUGGAGUGCCUAAGGAUUGUAUUGUUUACGCUCGUCUUAGUCCUCAGUCUGCUCAUCUCGGCAGAUUCAACAGUUCCUCAGCCAAGGGCACCGAAUUUCCAGUAUUUUGAGAGGCCAAAAUACCGGUAUCCGUACUACGACGAAAACGGGCGAGGAAAGCUCCUAUACGGCUACGGAGGCCCUGAGCUGUACCAGUACAAGUCCUAUUCGCCUUUGGAAGGGAUCCAUUGACACCAAAAAUCUUUGUAUAUGAUGACGUAAAAUUCUACUACACUUAUGGAAGAAAUGAUGUAGACUAUUAAACUGGGCAAAAUAAUAGAAUCAAUGUUUUUUAUUAUUUAUAUUUAAACCCCUACAGUAAUAUUACUUCAGAAUCAAUGGAAAAAAAUAUUUUAGACAUAGCAUUGUUUCAUAUUUGAAACAAUAGGGACUUGAAAGUCAGGCUACAUUUUAAUUUUACAUAGUUACUAGCU
This is a messenger RNA of Leguminivora glycinivorella, 594 nucleotides long. RefSeq lists its product as uncharacterized. Bases 122 to 352 code for a protein of 76 amino acids. The transcript has 4 exons. The record is from RefSeq and is a predicted model, not a curated record. Lineage: Eukaryota; Metazoa; Arthropoda; Insecta; Lepidoptera; Tortricidae.